This is a messenger RNA of Stegodyphus dumicola, 1227 nucleotides long. Its product is annotated as leucine-rich repeats and immunoglobulin-like domains protein 3. Gene Ontology annotation, biological process: axon guidance; dendrite self-avoidance; homophilic cell-cell adhesion. The record is from RefSeq and is a predicted model, not a curated record. Gene Ontology annotation, cellular component: axon; plasma membrane. Gene Ontology annotation, molecular function: cell-cell adhesion mediator activity. Lineage: Eukaryota; Metazoa; Arthropoda; Arachnida; Araneae; Eresidae.
GUUGCUUAUCAUCAAGAAGUUGUUAAACAAAGUUGUUCACGUAUUGACUGACCAAAAGACACUUUGUACUGUAAUGCAGCUAAAUAAUUCGAAUUUAUCGCAGUGUGACUAGACCAUUAACCUUUUAUCUAUAGUUAAGACUUCAGAUGAAAAGGAAACUAACUUCACAACGAGAUGGGAGUUGUGUUUUUUACAUGCGCUUGGAUUCUAUUUCAUUCUUGUCUUGCUUCUCGUAAUGAGGCACCAAAGAUUAGCAACUUUUAUUUCCCAUCCCGUGUUCUUGUUGGUGAUCAAAUUUCUGCACUUUGUUUUGCUGGUUCAUCGGGUUCUCCAAAGGUCUUUUCCUGGUUGAAAGAUGGCAAAGAUUUAUCUACUGCUUCAAACGUUGUGAUUAAAAUAGACAAAGAAUUUUCUGUCAUAAUCAUAAAUCCGGUGAGCUUUUCAUCUAGCGGAAACUACACUUGUGUGGCAGAAAAUGAUUAUGGAAAUUCUCUUUUCACCGCACAGUUGAAUGUUGUAUCUCCACCUAAAUGGACAAAAAAACCUUUGGAUUUAACUGUAAGUGUUGGAAAGGAUAUUAUCUUGGAUUGUGCAGCUGAAGGAUUACCUACACCUAAACUUAACUGGAAAAGAAUAGAUGAAACACAUAAUCCAGAGUUUACAAGACAUAUUGUGAAUUUAAAAUCUGGAGUCGGCACUCUAAUCUUAAAGGCAGCUGGAAUGGAAGAUACGGGAGAAUAUGAAUGUUCAGCUGGAAAUGAAGUCUCUUCGAUUAGCAGCCGUAUCAAAAUCAAAGUGAUUGCUUCAGAAACUGAAAUAUGCUAAGAGAGGAAAGCUUCCAGAUCUGCAUAACGUCAGUUGUUGCUUCAUUAUAAGUAUACCAUUCCUUUUUAUGCCGGUUUAAUGAAGCUUUGCUUAUGGGUUGUUGGUACACAAUGGAAAUCUCUUACGCGAUGAACAAAUCAUCUUAACAGUUUGUACAUGGAUAUUCAAAAAGCCGGAAAAUUUUAUACACAUCAAGUAAUUUGGUUAAAAAUUGCGAAAGCACCAUAUUUCGCACCAUAUACCUCUGUCAUUAAAUAUUUAUGGAAAGAAGUUUUAUGAUCGUUAUGAAAGGAGGUUGAUUAUUUUUUCGAACUUUUUCCUUUAAAUAUUUUGAAUAAUUUACAAUGUAACUAAGAAAUAUUCUGAACUUAAUUUCUCGCCGUUUCUUUUUCAUAAACUGAA